Photinus pyralis (common eastern firefly) is the source of this 2206-nucleotide messenger RNA. Its product is annotated as 2-hydroxyacylsphingosine 1-beta-galactosyltransferase-like. The record is from RefSeq and is a predicted model, not a curated record. Lineage: Eukaryota; Metazoa; Arthropoda; Insecta; Coleoptera; Lampyridae. The transcript has 4 exons. The coding region runs from base 565 to 2082 and encodes 505 amino acids. Gene Ontology annotation, molecular function: UDP-glycosyltransferase activity.
AACAUAAAAAAUAGAUUUUGGUAAAACUAUCAUACGGUGGCGCAUUAUAGAUGAAUGGCCAUGCCCUGUACCUCAAAUAGGGGUGGACGUGCCGGGUUACUUUUUCGUGCACAAUCAAGCACUAACGAAGCACUAACUACUGGAACGUAAUAUUUCGUUAGUGCUUGACUAGCGCGAUGUUAAGGGUAGAAUUAAACAUUAAGGUGUGUACUCACUUGCUACAAAAUGCCCCGAACGAACCAAACGCGCCGCGCGCGCUGUAUAGAUUCCGACAAACUUUUUGCGGGGGAAAUUUGGGCUCUUUGUAUAGUUUGCGGUAUUUGAUGUGUUCCCAUCAAAAUUGGAAAAUGUUUGGCGCAUUCUAUUCUGAUUGGGUCAACGUACGGACGACAAAUUUGUUACAGCGCGCGCGGCGCGAUUGGUUUGAUCGGGGCAUUUUGUUGCAAGUGAGUACGCACCUUUAGAUAGGCCACUGGCCAGAUUUCGUAAUACACCCGAACUGCUUAUCUUAUCCUUAUGUACGGGUAUUAUAUUAUUUUUAGUUGAUUUUUACUGUCUCUUACGAUGCUUUAUAGUAUAAUUAUCUGUUUUUUAGUAAUUGUAAAUACUGUGGACAGUGCCCGUAUCUUGGGGGUCUAUCCACUACCAUCACGUAGCGAUUUCAAGCUCUGUGACCGACUUUUUAGGGAACUCGCACUCAGAGGCCAUGACGUGACGGUUAUAAUACCAUUUGAGGACAAUCGGCCAAUGGCAAAUUUUAGGCAAAUAGUCCUGGCAAACGCAGCCUCCGCAUCUACAGAAAACCAGCGCAUAUUUUUUGAAGUUCCCACGCGCAAUAUCUUCGAGAAAACUAUUUGGUUAGAUUCUUUCGGCAUUCAGUUUACUGAGAUGACUUUGAAUGAUACAAAUGUAAAGCAGUUUUUGCAAGAACAAAAUAGCUUCGAUCUAGUUAUAGUUCAAUACCUAAAGAGCGACGCCUUCCACGGUUUUUGCUAUCAUUAUGGAGCGCCUUGCGUUAUGUUCAAUUCGGUAACAUCGCCUAGCUUUUUUCGGGACAACGUGGGAAGUAUAGCUUCGCCUGCCUAUGUUCCCGAGCUGUUUUUAGCGCUUACUGGUGAAAUGAAUAUUUGGCUAAGAUCUUAUAACGCACUCGUGCAUGUAUUAACUAAACUCUCCCUUCAUUUAUAUUUUUACCCCCAUCAAAAUCGUUUACUGCAAAAGUACUUCCCGGGGGCGCCCCAUUUAGACGACCUAAUUUAUAACGUAUCACUAGUCUUGCUUAAUGGCCACACAAGUGUGAGUGAAGCCAUACAGUACACGCCCAACACUAUCAAUAUCGCCGGCUUUCACGUGAGCACCUCUAACGAAUUACCCGAAGAUUUGCAGAGAUACCUAGACCAAGCUGUAGACGGUGCCAUUUUAUUCAGCAUGGGAUCUAACUUGCCUUCCAAGUAUUUAGAUGUAGCCAAAAGGGAUAUCUUUUUGAAGACAUUUUCUAAACUUAAACAAAAGGUUUUGUGGAAGUGGGACGGAGUUCGCCUUCCAAACAAAAGCGAAAACGUACUGACCCGCCAUUGGUUUCCCCAGCAAGAAGUUUUGGCUCAUCCCAAUGUCGUCCUGUUUGUUACCCACUUCGGACUACUUAGCACAAUUGAGUCACUAUACCAUGCCAAACCGAUGCUUGGUAUACCGGUAUUUGCUGAUCAGGUGUCGAAUGCUGCACUUUCCCAGGCAAGAGGUUACGGUAGAUACAUUCCUUUCCAAGACUUGAGUGAGGAGAAUUUUUAUGAUAACAUACAUGAGAUGCUAUCGAAUCCCAGAUAUUCUACCAAUGCCAAGAAACAAAUGAAAAUUAUGCACGACCGACCCCAAAGUGCAAUGGAAAAUGCUAUGUAUUGGGUCGAAUACGUUGUACGUCAUAAAGGAGCUCCUCACCUAAGGUCUUCUGGUGUAACUUUGAAGUGGUACCAGUACUACUUGGUAGAUGUCAUGGUUUUCUGUGCCGCGUUUGGUGUGGUUUUUAUAUACCUAACUAUACAGAUUUUCGUAUUUAUUUACCAAAACGUAAAAGUGACUAAGUGAUAAGGAGGCGGCGCUAUUGAAAAUGUACAAUGCAACUGACAUUACUUAUAACUAGGGGAUACACACGAAAAUGUCAUUAGAUUAAGUGUGAACACUUGAAUAAAAAUAUAUGUUAAACAAGGUA